UAAUUAACCACCCAUAUGUCCAUUCCCACGAGAACAGGUGAACAACCAACCAAAGAUACUCAAACCCUCGAAUCUCGAUGAUUCAAAGUUCUUCGUCUAGUACAAAAUUUCAAAUUUGAGGGUCAAAAAACUAAUUAGGGUUUUUUUUUGGGACGGCGAACAUGUCGAUAGGGAGGCCCAAGGAGCUUCAGGUGGUGAACAAGCCGGAGCCGUCGGCUGGCUCGAAGGCGCUUGUCGAGUACACGCCGCCUGUAUUCAAGGAGGAAGAGGAGGACCUGGAGAUCAAGCUCCGGCGGAUCCUCGACAACGUUCCGGUCCGCGUCAGCAACACCUCCGGUAGCUCCGCCGGUUCCGGUUCCGGAGACUUCCACCAGUAUCGUCAAAUGAGACGGAAAGAGCAAGAUCGGCUUGCUAGGAUGGACGUCGACUACCAAAGAAGAAAAGAAGUGGCUGAAUUCAAUAUGAGAAGGGAGGAAAGAAUGAAAGCUGCUGAGGAACGGACAGCGAAGAAGCGUUUGAAACGACAAAAGAAAAAGCAAAGGAAAAAGGGGAAGAAAAGCGAAUUGAAUGGAGGAGGAGAAGAUCAUCAUAAAGAAGAAUCUUCGGAUGAUGAAGGUGAUUCUGAUGAUGGUGAGGAGGCAGCAAAAUGAAUGAAUAAGCUUCUACCAUAGUCUUAUUUUCUAGUAUUGGCUCAAGAUUUACAUUAGCAUCUUCAAGUAAAAGGACAAUGGGGCACACUAACUUCUUUUGGAUUUCGGUUUCUGUAUUCUACUCUUUUGCCGUUUGUGGAUCAGAUAAUCUGAAAUGGUUGGUUCGAUUAGACAAAUUUGCUACCCUUCUUGCUGAUGGACUGCUGCCUCUUCUACCCAAUUGGAAUGUCGAUGACUUGUGUAGAACAUAAUGGAUUGAGUUUUGUUUGUUUGAGAUGUCCAUAUAAAUAAAUGGACUGGCAGAUCCUACUUUUGAGGUAUCCUCAUCAUUGUAUCUUUAUUUAUUAUUUUUAUUUUUUAAUGACAAGGAACUCCUUCGACAUAGA
Messenger RNA from Corylus avellana, 1036 nucleotides. RefSeq names its product PRKR-interacting protein. Gene Ontology annotation, molecular function: protein kinase binding; protein kinase inhibitor activity; double-stranded RNA binding. Lineage: Eukaryota; Viridiplantae; Streptophyta; Magnoliopsida; Fagales; Betulaceae. Gene Ontology annotation, biological process: negative regulation of protein kinase activity. Gene Ontology annotation, cellular component: nucleolus. The record is from RefSeq and is a predicted model, not a curated record.